Molecule: messenger RNA, 630 nt
Organism: Aspergillus mulundensis
Lineage: Eukaryota; Fungi; Ascomycota; Eurotiomycetes; Eurotiales; Aspergillaceae
Exons: 2
Coding region: 1-630 (209 amino acids)
Source: RefSeq, a predicted model, not a curated record
AUGAAGCUCUCCCUCGCCGUCGCCCUGCACCUCUCCCUCCUCGCCGCCGCGGCGCCCACAUCCCUCAACCUCAAGCGCGAUAAUGGCGCUUCCCCGUCGGCGGGCUUGACAGACAUAAUCGGCGGUAACUCCCUCAAGUCCGCCGCCGAAAUGUUGAACCUGUACAGCACAGAGAACGACGAAACCAAGGCAAACGACUCGGGCGUCAGCAGCAACAUGCCCGUCAACACGACGCCCAACAGCAUGGCGAACGUCCCCAGCGCCGACGGCACACAGGACUCAAUCAGGCCUAGGCCUUCUGAGGACGCCGAGGCUGCGACGUCUCCUGUUACUGGGGAUGAAGAAGAAGAGGAGGAGGGGGAGGAGGAGGAGGCGGCCGUUACUGGAGGUGAAGAGGAAGAGGAGGAGGCUGCUACUGGGGAAGAAGAGGAGGAGGAGGCGGCUGUUACCGGGGAUGAAGAGGAAGAGGAGGAGGAGGCUGUUACUGGGGAUGAAGACGAGGAGGAGGAGGAGGAGGAGGAGACCUCCGCUGCUUCGCCCUCGUCGGAUGCUAGUGAGCCUGCGGCGCAGCAGAAUAUGCUUGGGGGCUUGCCUGUUCUCGGUUCGCUCACUAGUAUGCUGGGUAUGUGA